GGAAUGCGUGCAAUCUAUUGCGUUUAUCUCAAUACAAAUCGGGAGUGGUGACCUUUGACCGCGCCUUGUUUUCACCCGAGGCCGCGGUGUACAAUAAUGCACUGCUUAACAACACUGUUAGUCCUCGUUCUAGUUUCCUUGCCCCAAGGACCAGGAGCCUCCUUGUUCCAAGGUCUAGACAGGAGAGCACUGUGUAAGACAGUGGAAACCGUUGACUGCAGGAACUGGCCGAUUAACGUGGUUUGCGCGUCAGAUGGAAGGACCUACGAAAACUCGUGUGUGUUUGUUCAAGCCCAUUGCCGAAACGUCAGUCUGCACGUGCGUCAUCCGGGGAGAUGCUACAUGCAUUUGACAAGCAGGCCACGCCCAUCUGUACAAGCGAAUAACAUCAUCCUUAGUCUGGUUUGCUUGGACAUUUUAGCACUCGACUGUCGCAGAACCAUGUCGACUCCGAAAAUCUGCGGCAGUGAUGGCAAAACAUACAGGAAUAAUUGUCGCUUUGAGAAGUCUCGAUGCAGAAAUCACAAUUUGCAAAUGAAGAACACUGGACCAUGCAUAACAUAACGUUAAAAACCUGGCAUUGGAUAUUUGGCAACUUCCAUUUGCUGUCUCCUGGUACAGUGUCGUAUCAUAAAGGUCAAGCGUAUAUAAA
Messenger RNA from Gigantopelta aegis, 652 nucleotides. Its product is annotated as follistatin-A-like. The record is from RefSeq and is a predicted model, not a curated record. The coding region runs from base 97 to 564 and encodes 155 amino acids. Lineage: Eukaryota; Metazoa; Mollusca; Gastropoda; Neomphalida; Peltospiridae. Gene Ontology annotation, molecular function: extracellular matrix binding; calcium ion binding; protein binding. Gene Ontology annotation, biological process: anatomical structure development. The transcript is spliced from 4 exons.